CCCAUGAAAGGUUUUUUUAGUCGGCAAGAUUAUAGCCGCCCUAUUUUUAUAAAUAUGGGGAAUUUUUUUUGUAGUUUGGAGAGAAAGUAGAAGAUCUCCUCUCUGGACAAGCAAUCAGAAAACCACAAAACUAAUAUUCCCAACCAUUCUGCUGCAGGUUUUCUAAGGAGAUUAAAAAAAAAAUUUCACCAAGAAAACGGGCCACCAGGCUAAAGGGGAAAAAGUUUAGCUAAAGAGGUUCUCAAGGCUGAGAAUUUGUGGCGGUGGAGUAGUACUGCACAAUGGUUUGGCGGUGGCAUUGGAAUUGCAUUUAGAUAAAUAAGCUCUCCCUUUCGUUUGAUUUGUUGCUGAGUUAUGUGAUAUAGUACCUUUUGUUCUCAAGAUUGGAUCUUUUCCAAAACCGAAAUAAUGGAGAACGCUAUCCAGCAGAGGCUUAUCAAGCUUGGUGUACCCAAGGAAAUUGUGGAGCAGCAGCAACCUGGAUUGGUAGCUUAUUUGAGGCAAAAUAGGUCAAAGCUGCCGGAAAUAAUAUCUUCUGUUCUGCUUGAUGUGGAAGAACUAGAAACAGUAUUUUUAGCAACUGGAACCUCAGAGACAGGAGAUCGUGCAAUCUACCAAAAAGAAUCUUUUUCCCGUGAAAGUGUUAAAUGGAUACAAUGGUUAAUGUUUGAGGAGAUGCCACAGGCAGUCCUCGUGGAAUUAGGAAAACAGAAUGAGGGUACUCAAGGGGUUUGUGGAGCAGUGUGGGGAAACAAUGACAUUGCAUAUAGGUGUCGGACCUGUGAGCAUGAUCCUACCUGCGCUAUUUGUGUCCCUUGUUUCAAUGCAGGUAACCAUGUCAGCCACGAUUACUCCAUGAUUCAUACAGGUGGUGGCUGUUGUGAUUGUGGAGAUGAAACGGCAUGGAAAUUAGAAGGAUUUUGUUCCAACCACAGAGGCCCAGGCCAAGUACAGCCCUUACCAGCAAAAUAUGCAAUUUCUGCAGAGCCUGUUUUGGGUGCUCUUCUUCUUGAAUGGAAAGAGCGGCUACUGGCCGCAGAAAGAGAGGCUAAUGGAAAGCCCAAGAAGUGGGCUUUACAAUCAUCACCAGAAAAGGUUGCCCAUAUGACAACAGUUACAAUUGUGGAUAUGCUUCUUAGUUUGUGCAAAUGUAGUGAGAGUCUACUGAAUUUUUCUGCAACCAUGAUUUGUACUUUGCCCGGCUUGCUGGAUGUUCUGCUGCGGACAGAACAAUUUCUGUCCAAAAUAGUGGUGACAGAGCUGCAUGAAUUGCUUUUCAAGUUGUUGGGAGAGCCAAAUUUUAAGUAUGAAUUUGCAAAAGCUUUUGUUAAGCAUUAUCCGACACUUAUAUCUGAGGCAAUUCGAGAGGGUAUUGAUGGGAGUAAUUCAAGUCCAAAGUUUAAUGAUUAUCCUUUGCUGAGCAAUUUUUCUGUUCAGAUUUUUACUGUGCCAACAUUAACACCUCGUCUUGUAAUUGAAGUAAAUCUUCUUGACAUGUUACUCGGAAAUCUGAAACAGCUUUUCAUUUCAUGUGCUGGAGAAGAUGGUCGGCUUCUGGCAAGUAAGGGGCCAAUUGCAAAUCAGCUUUAUGUGCGAUUGGUUGAAGACAUACGUUAUGUUAUGAGCCAUGUGGAAGUGGCUAAAUAUGUCGCUCGUGAGAGGCCUGAUCUUUCAAAAGAAUGGAUCCAAUUGUUGGUUUUUAUGCAAGGUAUGGAUCCACAAAAAAGAGUCACAAGCACUCAUGUUGAGGAGGAAAAUGAGCAAUGGGUUCCUCCAUAUUAUUUAGAAUUUCAAAUGGCUCACAUACAUUCUCUUUUUGUGACUGGGGCAUCUAUGGUACAUGAUGUCAAACUGGGGGAAAAUAAAACUCUAAAAUCAGAACAAGAGGAUUCUGAAGAUGAUGGGGAUGUAAUUAGGCAUGCAAAAGUUGGUCGAUUAUCUGAGGAAAGCUCAGUGGUUAGAAUGGUGGGAAGAAGUAAUGGAUCUGAUCUUGAGAUGUGGGAGACUUGUCAAGGAUCUACUAGUAGUUCUCAGGCAACUGCCAUGCAAACAUGUAAUGAGGAUAUUGACUCAGCUGUGUGUUCAGUUCCAGUUGGCUUGGCUUGGCUUAUUAAUGAAUGCACAAAGAGUCUCGAUAAUUGGUUAGGAAAUGAUACAGCAAAACAUUUAAGGAACUCACCAUCCAUACAGAUUGAGAGUUCAACAAGGAAGCCAGUACAAUGGAGAGGCAGGGGUGGAAGAGGUCUAAUUAGAGAUGCACACUCAUCAGCCUCCUUUGAGCCUAUGAAUACAGAUAACAGUAGAGGGGGCAUUCUAAGGGGACUCAGACAUUAUGGGCGUCGCAUUGCAUUGCGUUCCGAGCCUCAAGAUGAUGAAGGUCACAUAGGAAGGACAAUCUCAACAGAAAAUAAUAGUAGUAAUAUCAGUGAGAUGGAUGUUGAUAUGGUGAAUAAUGAGGAUAGUUUGGGGUGGGCAUGCAUCAAUCAAGAAGUAGAAGGAUUAAGUGUACUUAGACUGGAAGAAUGGCCCACAAUCAGUUAUGAUGUGAGUCGACAGGAGGUAUCAUUUCACAUUCCUUUGCACCGAUUGCUCUCUUUAUCAUUGCAUAAGGCAAUGGAAAUGUAUGAUGCUGAACUUGGUCAGACAGAAAGCAAAGGAGGUGAUUUGAACCUCUCUCUGUCAGGAAGCCAUUGUGAUUUUUUCAAACAGCUAUUAGGGGGCUGCCAUCCAUCUGGCUUUUCUGCAUUUGUGAUGGAACACAUAUUACGACUGAAGGUAUUUUGCGCACAGGUGCGUGCAGGCAUGUGGCGACGGAAUGGCCAUUCAACUCUUAGUCUUUUUGAAUUUUAUCAUUCUGUUCGGUGGUCUGAGGAUAGCCUAGAACUGGAUUUAUUCCUCCUUCAAUGUUGUGCUGCAAUGGCUCCACCAGAAGCGUUUGUUCUUAGAGUUCUUGAGCGAUUUGGCUUGUCUGAUUAUCUUUCGCUUAAUCUUGUUCGUCCUAAUGAAUAUGAGCCAACAUUAACACUGAAAAUGCUGGCCCUGAUCAUUCGUGUAGUGACAGAACGUGGAUAUUGUGGAUUAUCUGCAAAAGAGUCUUUAAAAAGGGAGCUGAUACGCAAGUUAGCUGUUGGUGAUGCCACUCGUAGUCAGCUUCUCAAAGCAUUGCCUCCUCGUCUCUCAGAUAAGAAGGAUCUUCAGGAAAUUCUAGAUACUGUAGCCAGUUACUCUCAUCCAUCUGGCAUGCAACAGGGAAAAUAUUCCUUGCGGAAAGAUUACUGGCAAGAGCUUGAUCUUUACCAUCCAGGAUGGAGCUCAAGGGAUUUGCAGAUAGCAGAAGAGCGCUACGCUCGCUUUUGCAAGGCAUCUGCCGUGGUUAAUCAGUUGCCUUGCUGGAAGAAGCCUUUCCGACCUCUUUACAACCUAUCUAAGAUAGCUACUUCAAAAGGGGUACUUCAAAUUGUCCGUUCAGUGGUUUUCUAUGCUGUUUUUUCUGAAAGUUCUUCAGAGUCACGUGCUCCUGAUGGUGUGCUGUUCAUGGCUUUACAUUUGCUUGCAUUAGGGCUUGAUAUUUGCUCUUCAAAUAAAACACAAACACAUCACAUGACAAAUAAUGAUAUGUUAGUGCACAUAAGUCAAAUCAGCACAAUGCCAGAAGAAAAUGAAACUAUUUCGAUGGAUAUUGCAACCUCUUGUGAUGAACAAGAAUCAUCCCCACUUUUGGCUUAUGCAACAGAAGUUAUUAAUAUUGGUAGCAUUGAGAGACUGGAUAUAUCAAAUCAUCAAAGCUUGCUUUCGUUGUUAGUGCUGUUGCUGCAGAAGUAUGAGAACGGGUGUCAGCAAGGAAUUGCUCUGGAGUCCAGUCAUUGCAAUAUAGCAGUUUUGAUCCGUAGUCUCUUACAGAAGUUUGCUGAACUUAAUUGUGGAUGCAUGCGAGAGAUUGAAAAGCUUCUCCCAAGUGUUGUUCAUCAUUUAUCUGUUCAGAGCGAUAAAUGCUCUGGUGUAAAGGAUGCAGUUGAACCAGUUAUGCCAGCUUAUCUAUCUGAUGUAGAAAGGAAGAGGGCAAUUGCUAGGGAGCGCCAGGCUGCAAUUAUGGCAAAGAUGAAAACAGCACAGGCAAGCUUUGUAGCGAGUCUUGGCUCCAAGGAAACAGUAGAGUCAAAAGAUUCAGAACAAGGGAAGUUGUCUUUGGAAGAUGAUGAAGACUUAGAAGGAACGGAAUUAUUAGUUUGUUCUCUUUGUCGAGAGUUGGGAUGUAAAAGUCCAACAGCUUUCUUAACAUUAGUACAGAGAUCGCGCCUUCUUUCCUUUGCUGAGAAAGGGCCCCCAUCAUGGGAAAAUACUCAUUUGAAUGGAGAUGACUUAAAAACUAGUGGAAGAGAAGGUGCUUCUGAGAGUGCACUUGAGUCUGGAAUUCUAGAAGCUGAAGCUGACUGGCAGUGGAUUGAUAAUUUUCUGGAUGCGAAUCACAAUGGGCCUUUGGAAGCUGAAGGACUACUUGAGUUUUUAAGAGUACACCUACCUAAUGUUACAAAUGCUAUUGUUUCAGAUGAUUCAGAUGCAAACAUGCAAGGUUCUGCAGAUAUUAGGGAAGAUGAAUCUGUCAUUGUAGAUGAUAGUGAUAGCUGCAAAGAAGCAGCAUCAGAUCUUGUGCUUAAUGGUUUGAGUGAGUCACUAGCACUGAUUAGAAAAGGUAUGGCAGCAGGCAGCAAGGAUGCAGAAACAGAUGUUCUUGCAGAGUAUGUUGCAGCUAUUUAUAAUGAAAUGUCAAAACAGCAAAAGGAUACUGAAAAUCAGUCUGAAUUUUCCAGUACGGAAUCAUUGGCACUGAUUUCCCAACCAUCAAUAUUUGAUGGAUUUGGACCUAGGGGUUGUGAUGGCAUCCAUGUUUCUUCUUGUGGUCAUGCUGUACAUCAGGAGUGCCUGGAUCGCUAUUUAUCAUCAUUGCGACAGAGAUAUAACAGCAGGAUUAUAUUUGAAGGGGUACAAAUUGUUGAUCCUAGUCAGGGUGAAUUUCUAUGCCCUGUCUGUCGGCGUCUUGCAAAUUCUGUUUUGCCUGUACUUCGUGAGAGCCCCUGUGCAGCAAUGUCUGGUAUUCCUAGUAGAUUUUCCUCUGGAGAAUCUUCUCGAUCUUCUGCUUCCUCACAAAGCAUUCAACUUCACCAAGCUUUGACUCUCCUUCGGAAUGCUGAAGUACUGGCUAGCAAACAAGGAUUUCACAAAGCUGCUUCGCGGCACCAACAAAACCGUAUUGUGGAAAUCGAAUCUCUCUCACAUAAACUCUAUGCAUUAUACUGCCCAGGCAAAAGCAUUUCUAAGCCUACAUCUGAAAGGAUUAAUCAGAGUUUACUUCUCUGGGAUGUUUUUAGGUAUUCCUUGUUAGCAGCAGAGCUAGCUGCUCGUUCUUCAAGGCUAGAUACAAUUACUAGAAGCUCUGGCAGUAGUUUGGAAGCCCUUCACAGGGUUGUUAACUGUUCCAGAGGUUCUGUGCUUUCAUUGCUUCUGCAGGUUGCUAAAGCAACACAGAGCCAGAACCGGCUUACAGUUUUAUUAAGAUCAAGAGGAAUGCAACUUCUUGUGGGUUCCAUUAGUUGUGGUGUUUCCAGGGAUACAGUCUCUACAAAUUCUUUGACAGGUAACAUUUUAUCACUUCUUGAGCAUAUCAACAAGGGCAAGGAUUUUCCAGAUAUUCAGUUUUGGAAGCGUAUGGCAGAUCCUGUGCUUAUUCAUGAUCCUUUUUCAUCCCUCAUUUGGAUGUUAUUUUGCCUCCCUACUACAUUGCAGAUAGAAAAUGAACUGUUCAUUUCUCUUGUGCAUCUUUUCUAUCUGGUCUGUUUGGUUCAGGCAAUUGUGUAUGCUGGAACAUUUAAUUUUUCUGAUUGUGAUUCAAAGUUUGAUUCUCAUUCCUUUAUCAAAAGUAUAUCUUCAGAAUUAUCAGGAACUACACUGAGCCAGUUAUAUUCAGAGACUGCUGAGGCAGACCUUUUUUCGUUUUCAAGAGAAUUGCUGAUUCGACGUUUGACUUUACCCUACUUACGGAGAUGUGCUUUGCUAUUUACACUGCUCUGUUCUUCAUCUGCUCUUUUGAUUGAGACUGGUGGUUUUGAGGAAAUGGCAGGUCAUAGGAGUGAUGAUCACAUGGAAAAUAAAGAUGAGAUUUUAAAAGAAUUGGAAGAGCUUCAACAUCUAGAAAAUCUGUUUCAUAUUCCAAUUCUGGAAACAAUUCUUGAUGAUAAAAGUGUCCAUGACCUUGCCUUGAAAUGGUGUCAACAUUUAUUUAAGGAAACAAGAGCUCGGUCAUAUAAGCAUGUUGUGCGUAGUCUCCCAGCAUGCCCAUUUGAACUGAUGCGUUUGCCUUAUCUUUACCAAGAUCUUCUGCAAAGGUACAUAAAAGAGUGCUGUAGUAGGUGUAAAACUGUGCCUGAUCAACCAGCAUUGUGCUUACUCUGUGGUACUCUUUGUUGUGCUCCAAGUCGCCGUGCAUGUUGCAAGAAAAAUGAAUGUCUUCGUCAUGCGUUUACCUGUGGUGCUGGUAUUGGAGUUUUCUUGAUGAUAAGAAAAACAAAUAUUUUGCUUCAAAGAUCUGCACGUCAGGCAUCCUGGCCUUCCCCAUACUUGGAUGCAUUUGGAGAGGAGGACUAUGACAUGCAAAGAGGAAAACCCUUGUAUCUGAGCAAGGAACGUUAUGCAGCUCUUACACAGAUGGUGGUUUCUCACGGGCUUGAUCAUAGUUCGCACGUUCUUCUUCAGACAACAAGGGAACAAUUCUUCUUAAUUUAGCUCACAAUUGUUUUAGCACAUUUUUCAGAGGUUCUCUCUGUGGAUAUCUGAACUUUGUAUAUUGCAACAAGGCUAAGCCAUAAUGAAAAUUUCAUUUCAACAAUUGAGAUGAUAUCAUCCACUCUUUACUUCCGGAGGCCUUCAGUGCUUCCCUGUCUGGUUGCCUGUAUAUAAGUUUACUUUUUAUUUCCUUUUUACCAAACUGAUCUGUAUGUAACCCGAGAAGUGUAUAUUUUGUUGAUUAUGUCACUCCCUUUUUGGCCUUUGUAUUUGUUUGUAUAGGCAAGAUGAAUACUUUCUGGAGAACAUUGAUUUUGCUGAAAAUGGCACUAACAGAUUUUUUUCCAGAGCAUAUAAAGAGUGUCUUGAAUAUAAUUUUACGUCCCAUCUGUUUCAA
Messenger RNA from Cryptomeria japonica (Japanese cedar), 7174 nucleotides. RefSeq names its product E3 ubiquitin-protein ligase PRT6. Gene Ontology annotation, cellular component: ubiquitin ligase complex; cytoplasm. The coding region runs from base 409 to 6777 and encodes 2122 amino acids. Gene Ontology annotation, biological process: protein ubiquitination; ubiquitin-dependent protein catabolic process via the N-end rule pathway. Gene Ontology annotation, molecular function: ubiquitin protein ligase activity; zinc ion binding. NCBI's taxonomy places the organism in Eukaryota, Viridiplantae, Streptophyta, Pinopsida, Cupressales, Cupressaceae. The record is from RefSeq and is a predicted model, not a curated record. The transcript is spliced from 18 exons.